Plasmodium falciparum 3D7 is the source of this 5544-nucleotide messenger RNA. RefSeq lists its product as uncharacterized. NCBI's taxonomy places the organism in Eukaryota, Apicomplexa, Aconoidasida, Haemosporida, Plasmodiidae. The record is from RefSeq and is a predicted model, not a curated record.
AUGAGAGUAUCAAAUUUAAUUGUUUUUCUGAAGAAUGGAAAAGUAAAUAAAAGAAGAAAACAAAAUCCCCCGUGUUUUUUAUUUUUGGGGAACAGGUAUGAAAGUACAAGGGUAGUAUCAAAAAAAGAAGACGCCUCAAAAAAUGAAACUAAGUAUAAUAUAAAUAAUAAAGAAUGUAGUGAAAAUAAGAAUAAAUACGAGAGUACUGAAAUAUGUCCUUAUUUUGAAGAAAAGAAAAAUACAAAUAUAAAUAAAAAUGAUAGUUAUAUAAAAAUGAGUAAAGAAUUAAAUGAAAAUCUAAAAGACCCUAAUGUUAGUAGAAAGACAUAUGACAUAUUAAAAUAUUAUGAUGACAAUAAAAAUAUAAUAAGAACAACUAGAUAUAUAUUAAAAGAACAUAUUAAUUAUAAUAUAUAUAUUAAAGAAUUAAAUAUGUUUUAUAAUUAUUUUUACAAUGCUUAUCCUUUUUUUAUAACAAAAUAUGUAAAUUAUAUUAAAGAACAAAUAUUAUUGAACUAUAAUGAUAAUAUGAAAAUAAAUACAUUUUUUAGUAAUUAUAAAAAUAAUGAAAAUAUAAAAACGUUUUUGUCCUUAUUUCAUUAUUUUAAUGAUAAAAAUAAUCUAUUUGUAAAUAAUAAUGAUAAUAAUAAUAAUAAUAAUAAUAAUAUACAAAAAGUUAUUUUAAAAAGCUUACAUUGUCCAAAUAAUGUUACACAAUUUUUAAGAGGAUUAAAAGAUAAUAUAUAUUUUAUUAAUAAUAAGAAUAAAAAGGAUUUAUUACAAAUAAAGGAAAUAUUUUGUGAAAAAAUAUUAGAAUGUAUUGAUAAUAUUAAUGAUAUAAAUAAAAAAAUAGAAAUUUUAUUAUAUCUUUCUAAUAUAUGUGAUAAUGAUAAAACAUAUGAUUCUCUAUAUAUUAUACAUAUUAAUAAAAAAAUAGAACAAAUUUAUGAAGAAUUAAACAAGAAAAAUAAAAAAACUGUAGAAGAUCAAUAUAUGAUGUUCUUAUUAUAUAAAGAAUAUCUUUCAUCAAAGAAUGAAAAAUAUGGUAAAAUGGAAAUAAAAAAUUUUCUUUCUCAAGAAUUAUCAUUUUAUAACUUUUUAAAAAAUGAAAAUAUUAAUAUAUGUUUAUUAAGUUUAAUAUAUCGUGAUUUGUCCUUUUUAAAUAAUUAUGAAAUUAAAUAUGUUUUGAUGAAUUUAGUGUACUCAAAAAUAAGUAAUUCAGAAUUUUUUCUUUAUUCCUCUAAAGAGGAUUUUUUAAAUAAUAAAAAAAUCAAGAGUCAUGUCUUAUUCAAUGAACAGAAUAAUAGCAUAAAUAUAAAUGAAAAUAAUAUAUCGAAAAUGGAAAAUUAUAAAUUAAACGAUGAUGAUAAUAAUCAUAAUAAUAAUAAUAAUAUGUUAAAUAGUGGAAUUCGUAAUUUCUUUGCGAACUCUUUGUUGAGAAAUAAUUUUUUUGCCUCUCUUAAAAAUGAAGACAUGACACAUUCAUCAAAUAUAUUAAAUUAUUAUUCUCAUAAUGUAAAUAAUACAAAUAUACAUAACUACGUUUUUUAUAAUUUACUCACUUCUAUUAUACAAUUAAAUGAAUCACAGAAAAAAUCGUUUGAUGUAAUUUUGUUAAAUAAAAUGAAAUUAUUUUUAUUACAUAACCAAAAACAUAAUCAUUAUCAUCUAAUUCCAUAUAUUUUAAAGAUUAAAGAAAAUGUAGAUUAUAUGAAUAACUUUAUAUUUAUGAAUAACAUAUUUCUAAUAAAAUAUGUGUUAAAAUAUAAACAUAUAUUUUCAAAUAAUUUAUAUUUAUAUAUACUUAAUGUUUUUUGUAAUACAGUUCAAAUGAUUAAGAAGUGCGAUCAUUUUACAGAUAUAAAUAAAAAAAAUAUGAACUUAUUAAAUGAUUGUAAAAAAAUUAUUAAUUAUUUUAUAAAUGAAAUAUAUUAUUCUAUAAAUCUAUAUACAUUAAAAGAAUUUAUACAAUUCGUUAAUUUGUUGAAUAAAUUCCCUUCAAACUUUACAUUCGAAAUUAAAAAUAAUAUAUAUCUUCAAAAUGGGAAUAAAAUGGAAAAUAUAAAUAAAUGUAAUAAUAAUAAUAAUAAUAUAAUGGAUAUAACAAAUAUUUUACAUUUUAAUAACGAAUAUAUAAGUAACAAAAUUGAUAAUAAUAAUAAUAAUAAUAUUAAAAUGGGUAGUAAUAUAAUAGAUAAAAAUCUAAACAUAGAAUCAGAUAUAUAUGAUAAUAAAAAUAUAAUUAAUUCUAAGAUUAGUGAUAAACAAAAUAAUGUUUUAUACUCUUCAAUUUUAAACAAAAAUAACUUUAAAACAAAAAAAAAAAAUACACACUCUAUUAUUAAUAAAGAUGAUUUUAUUAUACUAAUAUCACUAUCAAUUUUUAACGAAAUUAAUGAGGAAUUUAUAUUCAAAAUUAAAGAAAAAGAAAAAGAUAUACUUAAAAAUAACAAUAUACAACAUCAAUAUCAAAUAUAUGAAUAUAUAAUUGAGAAUCAUUUUAUUCCCUUUGUUAAUAAUACUUCAAAUUAUCUUCAUUUAUUAAAUCAAAAAUAUGAUGAAAAUACAAGAGAGCAAAUUAUGAACUAUUUUAUCAUUUUUACAUAUAUUAACCAAUUGGAGAUAUCAGAAAUAUAUUCACUAGUAAAUGUAAUGCAUAAAAUAAAUAAAUUCCAAUCUUUCAUAGACUUUUACAUAUCUAAACAUGUACAAAAAAUUCUCAAUGAAAAAUGGGAACAUAUAAUAUAUACCAAAAGAAGUGGGAAGAAAAAAGAGUUGGUUAAUUAUGAAUUUGAUGAAAAUUAUUUGGACGAAUAUAUAAGUAGAGUGAAUAUUGAGAAAAGUAUAAAUAAACUGGAAAAUAUAAACAGUGUGGAAAAUACAAACAAUGUAGACAAAACAAACAAUGUAGACAAAACAAAUAAUAUAGACAAAACAAACAAUGUAAACAAAACAAACAAUGUAGACAAAACAAACAAUGUAAACAAAACAAAUAGUGUGAGUGAGAAUGGACCUGUUUUAUCCUCCCAUUUUGAGCAAAUUAAUUUAAAUACACAUUUUAUGUACACGUCCAACUUUGAAAAAUAUUAUUAUGAUUAUGACAUGAACACAAGUAUUAUUAACUUGUUCAUAUUAUUAAAUGAAAAAAGCCAAACAAGAAAUAUGCUUGCAACAUUUUUACCUUACAUAGAUUAUAAAAAAAUUAAUAUUUUUAAAAUUAAUUUAAAUAAAUUUUUUUCUUCAUCUUUUAUAAAUAAUGAAGCAAAUAAGGAAAAGGAAAAUAUUAUAAAGGUUGAAGGCUUAAAUGAAAGAUAUAAGGACAAAUUAAAGAAAAUUAAUAAUUUGAACACCUUCUCAUUAGAUAAUAAUAAUGAUACCAUAUGCAAUAAUAAUAAUUAUUACAAUAGUAGUUGUGGAAAUUAUACUAAUAUAUUGAAUGGGUUAUUUGGUGAUUCUUUUAAUAUAAACAAAAAUGAACAUAACCAAAAUAUUAAUAAUAAUUAUGAAGAAUAUACACUUAAUCAUCCUGUCAUAUAUAAUAUUGUACAAAGUAGACUAAAGUAUAAUAUCAAUUUGAAAAAUUAUUUAGAAAAUAAUGAAAAGGACACUUCAAAUGAAGAAAUAAAACAAUUCAUGAAGCAAGAAAUGUUAUCAUUACAAAAUAUUACAAGUUUGAUAAAUUAUAUAAAUAAUAUAAAAGAAAAUGAUCCCAAUUAUGAUAUUAACCAUAAUAUUAGAAACAAUACAAACAAUUUUAAUAAUACAAAUUGUGUUAAUAAUAAUGAUAACAAUAAUUAUUCUUCUAUGCAUAUGGAUCUUUUAAAUUUAGCAUUAAAAAAUCUCAUUUUUUGUAAAAAUGAUAUUGUAGAUAUUAAGAGCUAUAGAAUGAUAUCUAAUGUGUUAUUAAAUAUAAAUAAUAUUUAUCAAAAAAUAUAUAUAUCAUCAAAAUAUUCAUAUUUAAAUAUACUUAUAAUGUAUUAUAUUAAACGUAUGGAAACGUUUUUACCCUUUUUUAACUUGCAAGAUUAUUUACAAAUAUUACAAAUAUAUAUAAAAUAUAAUUUAUCUAAAAUUUAUAUGAAACAUUUAUAUAUUUUAAAUAAUGAAUUAAAUAAAAUGAAUAUAAAAAAUAUUAAUUAUCCUUUUGUUCAUAUCAUCUUAUAUUUCUAUUUCAAAUUAAAUUAUAUAAAUGAAACUUUUGUAUUUAAAUUAUUAAAUCAUUAUAUCUCUUCAUUAAAUCAACAACAACAUUAUAUGGAUUCAUCCAUUAUACGUAAUCUAAUAAAAACUAAUGAUGUCUUAAUUAAUUUGUGUGUAAAAAACAAGGAUGUACUUUAUUUUAAUUAUAUGAUUUUACAAAAAUAUGGUAAUUUUAAGGAUAAUUUAGAAUUAGAGGAGAAUGUAGAAAUGGACCAAAAGAAUAAUGCAGUACUUGAACAAAAUAAUAUGGACCAUAUAAAUGAACAUAUUACAUCGGCAAUUAAAAUAAAUGAUAAUAGUUUAAGUACAAAUGAUACACCAUCAUCUUUUCAGUCUAAGGAACAGAAAGAACAAAAUAUAAAUAAGAACCAUUUAGAAAACAAUACAAAUAAUAAUAAUAAUAAUAAUAAUAAUGAAAAUUCUCAUUAUAUGGAACAAAAUAAUGAAAAUACAAUAAACUAUAAUUCCUACACAAUGCAUUAUAAAAACUUGGAAGUAAAUCAAAACGAAUCUACUACUUACGAAGAAAUAGAUAAUUCUCCUUAUAGUACAAGUGAUAUUAAUUAUAAUUCCAAUAAAAUUAAUAAAAUCAAUAAUGCAAAUAAUAAUGUUCAGAAAAAUAUUGUUACAUCUAAAUUCGAAUUAUCAUUAAACCAGAAAUUAAAUAUUAUAUAUUUUCUUUGCAAAUUUCAUUUUUAUAAUGAAACAAUAAAAAAGUUUUAUUUGCAAGUAAUUAACGAAUGUAUAAAUAAUAAAAAUUCUAACAUCAAUGAUGAUGAUUAUUGUAAAUUAUAUGAAAUUUAUGUACAAGUUAUACUCAAUUUUUAUUUUCUUUCAUUCAAUAAAAAUAAUAAAUAUAUUAAUUAUAUCUUAAGUAAUUUACCUUGUUAUUAUUGGUACAAAAGGGAAGAAGAUAAAUUAAAUUUUUUUAUAUCAUCAAAAGAAUAUAAUAAUAUAUAUCAUAUACUCAAAUUGGUAAAUUUACCUUUUCUCGUACCUACAUUGACCGAAAUUUACUUUAUUCAUUUUUUUAAUGAUUCAAAAAAAGAUAAUUACAAUAAUCAUAUACCAAAUAAUUGUUUGCAUUAUUAUCAAAAAUAUAACUUGCUCAUUGAUGAUAUCAAAAAUAAGAAUAUUGCAAUAUUAUGUGUUCCAGAGGAAAACGAAUUACGGGAUGGAAAUAACAGUAAAAGGAUAUUAAUGAAUGAGAGUUAUUAUAUUUAUGAGAAUAUUAAAAAGACCUAUGCAACUUCAUUGUUAUUUCUAAGUGAAUGGAAAGGCUUAAGUACAGAAGGAAAAUGUGAUUACAUUUUAAAAGUUAUUCAUUCAGCAGUAAAUAAUUAA